This is a messenger RNA of Stereum hirsutum FP-91666 SS1, 774 nucleotides long. RefSeq names its product 60S ribosomal protein L15. Bases 33 to 638 code for a protein of 201 amino acids. The transcript has 6 exons. Gene Ontology annotation, biological process: cytoplasmic translation. The record is from RefSeq and is a predicted model, not a curated record. Gene Ontology annotation, molecular function: structural constituent of ribosome; RNA binding. Gene Ontology annotation, cellular component: cytosolic large ribosomal subunit; ribosome. Lineage: Eukaryota; Fungi; Basidiomycota; Agaricomycetes; Russulales; Stereaceae.
CACUCCCUCAAGACUCAGGACAGGCCAUCAAGAUGGGUGCCUACAAAUACAUUGGCGAGUUGUACAAGAAGAAGCAGUCGGACGUCCUCCGUUUCCUCCUCCGUGUCCGCUGCUGGGAGUACCGUCAACUCAACGUUAUCCACCGCGCUUCGCGCCCCUCGCGCCCUGACAAGGCCCGCCGUCUCGGAUACAAGGCGAAGCAGGGAUACGUGAUCUACCGUGUGCGUGUCAGGAGAGGAAACAGGAAAAAGCACGCCCCCAAGGGUGCUACCUACGGAAAGCCCGUUCACCAGGGUGUCAACCACCUCAAGUUCCAGCGUGGCUUGAGGAGUGUGGCGGAGGAGCGCGUUGGUAGGCGAUGCGGGAACUUGCGUGUGUUGAACUCGUACUGGAUCAACCAGGACGGUGUGUACAAGUACUACGAGGUUAUCCUCGUAGACCCCAACCACAAAGCGAUCCGCCGUGACCCCAAGAUCAACUGGAUCACCGCACCUGUGCACAAGCGCCGUGAGGCUCGUGGCCUUACCAGCAUUGGCAAGCAGAACCGUGGUCUCGGCAAGGGCAGCCGUUACAACCACACGCCCCGGGUAUCCACCUGGAAAAAGCACAACACCCUCAGCCUCCGUCGCUACCGGUGAACGUGUUGUCCGCGCUCUGUUCUUCAUGUCGUUUCCUUGUGUGCUUUUAUCAUCCAUGUUUUCCAUGCUCGUUAUGCGUGUAUGUCCAUCCUGCGAGCUGUCCUAAAACAUUGCUCGCACAUUGCAUCAAUUUGAG